This is a messenger RNA of Fomitiporia mediterranea MF3/22, 3109 nucleotides long. RefSeq lists its product as uncharacterized. Gene Ontology annotation, cellular component: cytoplasm; mitochondrion. Gene Ontology annotation, molecular function: amino acid binding; nucleic acid binding; ATP binding. The coding region runs from base 33 to 2903 and encodes 956 amino acids. Gene Ontology annotation, biological process: alanyl-tRNA aminoacylation; tRNA modification. The record is from RefSeq and is a predicted model, not a curated record. Lineage: Eukaryota; Fungi; Basidiomycota; Agaricomycetes; Hymenochaetales; Hymenochaetaceae. The transcript is spliced from 11 exons.
GGCUCUCUCUCUUCACUCGUUUCUCACAUACCAUGGCCUACAAUCCAUACAAAGGCGACUGGUCAUCACGCAAAGUCCGUCAAACAUUCUUUGAUUACUUCAAAGAACGCGGUCACACGUACGUUCAAAGCUCGUCAACAAUCCCUUAUGAGGACCCAACACUUUUAUUUGCCAAUGCUGGCAUGAACCAGUUUAAAGCCAUCUUCUUGGGUACGGUUGAUCCGAACUCGGAAAUGGCAAAAUGGAAACGUGUUUUCAAUUCUCAAAAGUGUAUUAGAGCUGGUGGGAAGCAUAAUGACCUUGAUGACGUGGGCAAAGACUCAUACCAUCAUACUUUCUUCGAGAUGCUUGGAAACUGGUCAUUCGGUGAUUACUUCAAGAAAGACGCUAUUACUUUCUCAUGGCAACUCCUAACCGAAGUGUACGGACUACCAAAAGACCGUUUGUACGUCACGUACUUUGAAGGUGACCCAAAGAACGGCCUUGAACCAGAUGACGAAGCGCGAGAAUACUGGAAAGCACAAGGUCUCCCAGACUCACAUAUUCUAACCGGAAAUGCGAAAGACAACUUCUGGGAAAUGGGAGCAACCGGUCCCUGUGGUCCCUGCAGCGAAAUACACUACGACCGAAUCGGCGGACGAAACGCCGCACACCUCGUAAACCAAGACGAUCCAAACGUGCUCGAGAUCUGGAACAACGUCUUCAUCCAAUUCAAUCGAGAAUCCGACGGCUCACUUCGUCCUCUCCCAGCGAAACACGUCGACACAGGAAUGGGCUUUGAGCGUCUAGUCUCUGUCAUCCAAGACCGUUCGUCGAAUUACGACACGGACAUUUUUGAACCUCUUUUCAAACGCAUACACGAGCUUACUGGUGUAAGACCGUAUGAAGGGAGAUUUGGGAAAGAUGAUGAGGAUGGAGUAGAUAUGGCAUAUCGUGUUGUCGCCGACCACGUUCGAACUCUCUCAUUUGCGCUUGCAGAUGGUGGAGUACCGAAUAACGUUGGGCGCGGGUACGUCCUAAGACGGAUCUUACGACGAGGUGCACGGUACGCACGUAAGAAACUCGGUGUCCAAAUCGGCUCGUUCUUCUCGUCGCUCGUACCAACCGUCGUCGAGCAACUCGGCGACGUCUUCCCAGAACUGCACAAACGAACAGACGAGAUCAAGGAGAUCCUCGACGAAGAGGAGGAAUCGUUCGCUCGAACGUUAGAUCGUGGAGAGAAGUUAUUCGAGCAAUACGCUUCAAAGGCUUUACAAUCACCUUCUAAAACUCUCAACGGUGAAGACGUAUGGCGAUUAUACGAUACGUUCGGUUUUCCUGUGGACUUAACAUUGUUGAUGGCGGAAGAACUCGGUCUUGGGAUUGAUCAAGAAGGCUUCGACAAGGCACAGGCGAAGAGUAAGGAAGCGAGUAAGGGAGGAGUGAAGAAGGGUGAUAAAGACCUCGUCAAGCUUGACGUACACGAUAUCGCUUCACUCGACAAGAACGAUACCGUGCCAAAAACGAACGACGAUGCGAAAUUCAACCUCGGGAAUAUCACUGCGACAGUAAAAGCGAUCUACCAUGACAAAUCCUUCGUCAAUCAUACCGGCGCUAUAUCGGAGGAUACGACGUUUGGGAUUAUUUUGGACAAGACUAACUUUUAUGCUGAGGCGGGUGGACAGGAGUACGAUACAGGAAGUAUCACAAUUGAUGGUGUUGCUGAAUUCGAAGUGACAAACGUCCAAUCAUACUCUGGUUACGUCCUACACACGGGAAUCUUGAAGUACGGCCGUCUAUCAGUCGGUGAUGAAGUGAUAGCUACAUACGACGAGCUCCGACGAUGGCCAUUACGAAACAACCACACCGCAACACACAUCCUCAAUUUCAGCCUCCGAGAAGUCUUAGGCGACCACAUAGACCAAAAAGGCUCACUCGUCGCACCAACCAAGCUCCGCUUCGACUUUUCUCACAAAUCCCAAAUCUCACCAACCGAAUUACAGAAAAUCGAAGACAUGAGCAUAGACUGGAUUAAGCGAGACGUGAAAGUAUUCAGCAAGGAAUUGGAUUUGAAAAGCGGGUAUAAGAUUCCUGGGUUGAGAGCUGUUUUCGGGGAGGCGUACCCUGAUCCUGUGAGGGUUGUGACGUUGGAGUACGACGUCGAGGAGAUUGCGAAGGAUUUGGAGAACUCCAAGUGGAGAAAGACGAGUAUCGAGUUUUGUGGUGGGACACAUGUUGCGAAGACAGGAGACAUCAAAGGCUUCGUCAUCGUCGAAGAAUCAGGUAUCGCAAAGGGUAUACGACGAGUCACCGCCGUUACAGGACACGAAGCCGCAGACGUAACGCGACAAGCGAAGACCUUCACUGCGACGCUCGAUAAGAUCGAGAAAGCCUCCGGCAAGGAGAAAGAUGUGAUGUUAAAGACGUUCCAAGUUGAACUCGGUCAAGCAGAUAUCUCCGUACUGAAGAAAAACGAACUACGAGAUCGACUCGCUGCAAUACGCAAGGCGUUCGAUAAGCAGACGAAGGAGCGAGAGCAGGCUUUGCAAAAGGCUGAAAUCGAGAAGUUGACAGAGUUCUUCAAAGCGAACCCCAACGCAAACGCCUACUUUGCGAUACUUGAUGUAGAGGGCAACGCCAAGAUUAUCGGAUCCGUCAUAACCCAAGCCCGCAAACUUUCCAAAGCGGCCUACCUCUUCAGCAUCGACACAGAGAACAACAAAGUGACGCAUGCAAACCACGUCCCUGAAGCGUUCCGACGCGGGGAAGACUUCAAUGCGAAGACGUGGUCCGCUGGUGUGGUGGAGGUAAUCGGUGGGAAGGCUGGAGGCAAAGACGAAGGCUGCCAGGGCGUCGGCGUGAAUACCAAUAAAGUCCAGGAAGCUCUUGACGUUGCAAAGCAGCUAUUUUCGAAAGUCGGUUAGCUACCUCUGAAGCUAUCCUGACAUCCAGACAUCGAGGUAUUCAGGCCUGGUGCAACGAAGUAGUAGAUGGCAAGGGGUUCCUUAGAUUCUACAUCAUAGGAAUGGGGCCAUUCCGUGCACUGAUGUGAAGAAGCAGUAUACAUAAGAUACAUCCUGUUUUACUAGAUCUUAUUCAAUUCAUUAGCUAGUAAAAUCUUACAAUCAAC